GGGGGCUCCUCCCGCAGGCCGGGCGCCGGGCCGGGCCCUGAGGCGGCCGCGGCCCCGGGCAGCCCCUGGCGGCGGUUGCGGAGGAGCCGGCGACGGCCGGAGCGGGCCGAGGAUGGGGAUCCUCUUCACCAGGAUCUGGAGGCUGUUCAACCACCAGGAGCACAAAGUAAUCAUUGUUGGUCUGGAUAAUGCAGGAAAAACUACCAUUCUUUAUCAAUUCUCAAUGAAUGAAGUGGUGCACACCUCACCUACGAUAGGCAGCAACGUGGAAGAGAUCGUGGUUAACAACACGCGCUUUCUGAUGUGGGAUAUUGGAGGGCAGGAGUCCCUGCGGUCUUCGUGGAACACCUACUAUACGAACACUGAGUUUGUAAUAGUUGUUGUGGACAGCACAGACAGAGAGAGAAUUUCGGUGACUAAAGAAGAACUGUAUAAGAUGUUAGCACAUGAGGACUUGAAGAAAGCAGGUUUGCUGAUCUUUGCGAACAAGCAAGAUGUUAAAGAGUGUAUGACAGUGGCUGAAAUCUCUCAGUUUCUGAAACUGACUUCAAUUAAGGAUCACCAGUGGCACAUUCAGGCGUGCUGCGCUCUAACUGGAGAGGGACUCUGCCAAGGACUCGAAUGGAUGAUGUCAAGACUAAAGAUCAGAUGAUUUUUAAUGACCCCUUUGCACAGACAUUGCUUAAAAAAAGCUGUACCCGUGGUGACCCUCACAGUGGCAGAAUUGCUGGGUUAGGUGUAUUUAUAAUGAACCGAUUUCAACUUUAUUUUCUACAUAGAUACACACACAUGUAUAUAAAUUAAGACUGUUCAGCAAAAAGAAAGAAGCAGUUGAUGGCUCAAGUUUAUUUUCUUGGUUAUUUUCCUCUGGAGAUGCGUGUAAAAGCGGUGAUCAAUCUUCUUUCCAAGAUACAGCCACUCAGAACAGACUGAUGCUGAGUGAGGAGAAGAUGAAGCGAGAGAAAGAACUUACACUUUGGGGUUUUAUUAUUACAUUGUAGUCCUCUCUAGUCGAAGAUGUGGCUUCAUUAUUCCAGUAAAUUAGCAAACAAAUCAAUGGCAUAGAUAUCAACUUUCCAGUAUUUUUAAAGUUACUGAUGUUACAAAUGCAAAACUAUUUUCCUGUAUGUGUACUGUACAUAUUUGUGUAUAUUUAUACCUCAAUUUUAGGUUAAUUGCAGUCUGUUCAGACCAGUGUGUAAAGCUGAAUCAGUAUGUUGACAGCAGUACUAAUAUUUGACAUUGCCAACGUGUCACAACUUCUUUUCCUUCAUUAUCUGUGUGGCUGUGAUGUCCAUCAGACAGUUGGCUCACCACAACUUUAUAAAGCGAGUUCUCUCUUAAGAAAACUGCUUGUUUCUCACAUGAUUUUUCAGUUUGAUUUUUCAUAAUGGGUUGGGGCAUACGGAUUCACCUUCAAAUUACAGUAUCAGCAAACAGUAAAAAUUUGCCAAAGAGUUUUAAAAAGAAUUUUAUUUUAAUCAUCAUUGGAUUAGAUGAUUCCUGAAAGUGCAUGUCACGAUGUUCUACGCUACUGCUUUACUUUUUUGGCAGCACGUGUUCAUUUGUGAUUCAAGACUUGUAGAAGUACCUUUAGCUCUCGUAAAGGGAAGAAAUCUUUUUUUUUUUUUUUUUUUUUUUUGUCCCCUUCCUUAACCAAAGAAGAGAGAUGAAAGUAUGUUUAGAAGUCCCACUGGAAUCUUACAAAACUAGACGGACGCUGCAGUAAGUGUUUUUCAGAGGAAGAGGUAUGCUUCUCUUUGAUAGCAUCAAAUGUAUAUAUAUAUAUCCGUAUGCAGUGGUUGGAACUGGGAUGGGGGAGUGAAGUAGGCUACACUACUUGAAAAGCUGUGAGUGACCCCUUGAUCAUGUUCCCACAGAAGUUCCAGGGCAGUACUUCCUGCGAGUAUAACUCCCUUGCACGGUCCCCAGGUGAGUUAUAAGAAAGUGUCAAGCACUAUGUGAUUGUCUUUUCUUCCUGUAGUAUUUAAUGGGUCGGUUGUUCCACAUGGAAGUGCAGAAUUACUGUGUUAAAGGAUACAGGCUCUUCAGUGGGAUUGCAGUUGGAUGGUUUGAAAUAUUACCAGUGUUGUAAAAGGGUAUGUAGCCUUAAUUGUAGGCUUUUAUGUUGGUGGUGUGUGUUUGCAGAGUAUAGUAAAACGAAAUAGAACUUUGUUUAAAAUGUCCUUCCCUUUCUUAGCUCAUGCAACUGAUGAGGAUGGAAAAGACAUUUUAAAGAAUAAUGAGCUUAAAUGGAACUUUCUAACGUGCUCAUCUUUGGUUAUGGGAUAAUGUAGUCAGUGCACCUGCUUUCCCAUUUGCCUGCUUCACUGGGGAUCAUGUGUGAAUUUGUGGGGAAAAGAAGGGAGGCGGUUUCAAAAGUCUGUAUUUAACAAAGGCAGGUCAAGGAUGGAACUUUUUAAUGUAUUUCUGGUAUCUCUUUAUGAUGCUCACUGGCUAGGGAACCUGCUGUCUUUGUUAAACAUUUUAAUGUGUACAUGCAUAUAUUUCUGGUGCAUGCACAUAGGUAUUGGUAUGUAACUGGUGUAUUGCAAAAUGUACAAAUGUUUGAAGAAAUAACAAUUUAAUGCAAAGAUGACUUUCUUGAUUUGUCUGCUAGUAUCUUCAAGAAACAAGCUCCGUGCACUCUUGCAUAUAAAAUGAAAGUGUACAUAGUCUACUCUCAAAGAAAAUGCAGACAUGCUUAUAAACCUACGUGUCUGGUUUUUGAGUCUUCUGUCUUCCCUUUCAUGCCUUCAGAAUAUUUUGCUUUAGUGUUUUUUAAGUACUGUACACUGUUGCCUGAAUCUGUAAAGGUUUUGUGUUGGGUUUUCUGUUGUUUUUUUUUUUUAAGACAAGAAGUAGUUCCUGUUAAGGGAGGAGAUAUCGUGGAGCAGUUUCCAUCUGGCUACUUCUUGCUGGAAUUUUGCUGCUGACUCCCUCACUUCAGUUAGUAGGACAGUGUCCAGAUAAUGAAAGCAUGGUAUUUUUUUUCCAGAUGUAGCAUAUGUUGCAACCAUACAUCUUAUAUUUACAUCAGCUUUCCCUUUCCCUCUCAGUAUCCUGGCCACUGGCACUGUGUGUGGCCUCCAAGGUACUGCAUGGUUCGCUUCAUCUCUGUCUUGCAAGCGGCAGCCGACCCUAGCAGGGAGCUGAGGGUAACUGCACACAUAAUCUGCCUGUUAAAACAGUGUCCAGUGUCCUUAUGAGCUUCCAGUCCAGAAAGUAAGUCGUUGUCUGCGUGUUAGAUGGCAAACAGUGCAGCCUUAACCCAGCUACAAAAGCAUAUAGUAGAUCAUGUAGAAUCACGAGGCUUCUUUUUCUAUUUCGGAUGCCACUGCAUUUAGGGGGAAGGUUUACUGUUCAGAAGCUCAAAUACAGUGGUGGCAGUGCUUACUGAUGCCUCACAUGCCUGUAGCAUUCUUCAGCAGGAAGCGAAGGCAGACGUGCCUUCCUUUGACGUGCCAGGUUUGCAGUGUGUAAGGAGGAUGGGUUUCUGCAGUGGCUGGGCAGCGGUUACCGCCUCUUUGUGAGCGGAGCGGACUCCUGCAGGUUCUCACACAGCCCGUGCUGUUGUGACCUUGCUGAAAGCGCAGCAAAACUAGAGUAAGCAGAGGGCUGCAUCCCACUGUCACAGUGAAAGGCUUUGUAGAAACGUCAGCCUGCCAGGAGGCUCCUCAAGAGAACAACCAUGCUUACUACAUAGUGAGGAGAAGAACAUCAGGUGACUGUGCUGUAUGUACCCUCAUGAUAAUGUUCUGGCUGUGAUGGUCAUUUCCUAUGCACGCUGCCUUUCGAGUAACGUUAGAAAUAUUUCUCAAGUUAGUCCUGAAGCAGGAGGAGCUGUUAAAUUUAGUCACGGAGGAGAGAAAAGCGGCCAAACUCCCGAACUCACAGAAGCCCUUUUCAUGCACUUCUUGUUUACAGCGGUUUUCUUUGCCCUGGGGGCCAGUUCAUGGCUCUUCGCACAGCUCUGCUCGUAGAAGAGCGAGUUGACUUUUCAUCUCUGCUGUGUACAGUUUCUCACAGUUGUUAUUUGGAAGCCAUUGUCCUAAUGUGAGUCGUGACCUUGGUUUGUUUGGAUCUGCGUUUCCACCCUCUGCGUUGUGUUGCCUUGCUUUUCAGCUGAAACACGAGCUUGCUUUCCCUUUGUUCUUCCUGUCCUUCAUCCCGAGGAUGUUUUACAGAAAAGGGGAGGUGUCUUUUAAAAACAUGUCGUUUAGGUUUGUGCUAUAGAACAACAUCCUGCCAGCAAACAAAAUAGCAGUGAGGCGUGUCUCACUAUUCGCAUAUCGAGGUGUUUCCUUUGGUUUAGCACGUAAUAAGGUUGCCACAUCAGCCGUACUCCGUGUUUCUCCUGUGAGCUGAAAAUUACACAGGUUUUUAAUUGCGAGGAAAGGUGGGAAGUCCUAACAGAGAUCUACUUGGCCUCUCUUUUAAAACUCUUUUUUUUUUUUACUAACUGUUUUCCUAUGCAUUAAAUGUCUGUUCCUAGAUGUGUGUGUGAAUGCCGAUGUAUCUGGUAGGCACCUACUACAGUCUAUGCAGCCCAAGUGCCUACAGCGAAUGUACUGCUUGGUUUUUUCUUCAUGUGCUAAAUUUUCCACUUACCUUACAACUGAUACGUAUCUAUGAAAGCGUGUAAUUGUUUGUAAACGAGCGUUCUUCCCCUUCCUGUGCCCCAGUUUUGUCAUGAUUGGUGAUACAUUUUAGUUCUUGAAGCUUUCUGUCCUCUACACUCCAAGCACUUCUCCAUUUACCACGUGGCUGGCUUUCUUUGUGAAAGGAAGUCAGAAAUUUGUCCCUGUAGCAGAUUUAUCUUCAAGCAACUGAGUUAAAAUAAAUUAAUCCGAGAACACUUGGCCUUGUAAACAUCCUUAUUUAAGUAGCUCUUUUUAAUUGGCUAAUAAAACAUUAACCUUGCUCCUGUCAGACUAACUAUGUCUGACAAGAGGUUUCUCAGCUAAUUCAAAUGAAUGUAGUAUUAAGCUUUUAAAUGGUGCAUCACUGAGCAUUAUGGGAUAAGAACGAUGUGACGUUGUGAGGAAUGGCACUGAGAAAGGAAAGCUCCUGUGCACAUAGUCCUGAUGCUUUAUACGUGCAACUCGAAUAUAGUUCUUGCAGUGAGCAUGUUAAAUGCAGAAUAUGAUAAAUUAGAAGUGGCUGCCACUAACUUGUUUUACAUUGUUGUUUAGAAUCAUAAGCAGAGAUGGUAUUCUUGCCUUACUAGGAUUUUACUGGUUAACUUUUAUAUUGUACAGAAACUUUUUUGGAUAUACACAUCAGAUAGUGGUCUGUCUUUGUAGUACCCAUACACCGCCCUUUGUCCUUUCAGGCCAGAUUUCUUCUGCGUAGAGACACAAGUUGGCUGUUUGGAGUUGUUUUUUUGGGUUUUUUUUUUUUUUUUUGAGCUUUUCUUAUUUGUAAAAAUUGGAAGACUUGUCUGGUACUGAAUUAAUACAGAAAAUGCUGCUUUACCUUGAAGCUCUAAUUCAUUCUUUGUAAAUCA
This is a messenger RNA of Numida meleagris (helmeted guineafowl), 5509 nucleotides long. RefSeq names its product ADP ribosylation factor like GTPase 5A (gene ARL5A). Gene Ontology annotation, biological process: protein localization to Golgi membrane; intracellular protein transport; vesicle-mediated transport. The coding region runs from base 113 to 652 and encodes 179 amino acids. NCBI's taxonomy places the organism in Eukaryota, Metazoa, Chordata, Aves, Galliformes, Numididae. The record is from RefSeq and is a predicted model, not a curated record. The transcript has 6 exons. Gene Ontology annotation, cellular component: cytoplasm; trans-Golgi network. Gene Ontology annotation, molecular function: GTP binding; GTPase activity.